AAAAGAAAAUGUUGAGAUAGAGGGUGGCGAUGUGGAGCUAGACGUUGACUUGGCGGACCCACAAGAUCGCAUUGGAAAGAAAGUAGUGGCUGUACAAGUACAUCGUACACGUGGCGGAAUAUGGGUGGGUGAAGCGAUGAUAACUGAUAAGGCAUAAUUCCUUGUUUGGACUCUUCCACGACUUGUCCCUUUUCAAGAAGAGCUCAAGUUCGAAGCCUUCCGGGCACUCGCAUUUAUGAAAGUACAACUUCAAGCUGGUGAAUCUCCUAUAACCUGGGAAUCACGUUUCUCCCUCGCUUGUUUCUUUCUAUAAUUGAAGUUGUUGAUUCAGAUAUACAUGGCGUCCGUUUCGGGGAGUCAUAGAUUAUUCUGUACAGAUAAUAAUCUAUUAUGCGCAAAAGGUAAGAGGGAGCUUGUAUCAUGUGAUGCUUUCACUCCCGCAAUAAAAAGAAACAUGUUGAAAGGUGAAACUGGAACUAAAGUGGGCGAGUUCAUGCUUCAAACAUCUUUGCCUCCGAGAAAUCAAAAGGGCUUGCUAUGUCCCUCCAUUACCAGGAGCCGACGUAAGGAAAAAUAUUGCAUAAUUGCAAAAGCAACGAGUUCCUCUGUGGAGCAUUUGAGUUCGUUGAAUUCUUAUCUUGAAAAGCUUCGUGAUUAUGCCAAACAGCCUUCUUCAAGAAUUUCUAAGGAGAGGAGAGUCUCUAUUGACGUGGAAUCAGAAAUCAUUUUUAAUAAAGAUACAAGGGCAUCAGUAGAUACUUCAGCCAAGAAGGACCUGGGAAUUGGAGGAGAGAGGUCGUUUAAAAAUUAUAUAGAAUUAAAACUCGACAAUACUGAGAGCAAAGAACAAUCUUCCAUCGAUGCCCCUGAUUUCUAUUUGAUUGGUGUAUUGGUAUCUAUAAACAUAGCAGUUUUCCUCUUUGAGAUUGCCACUCCGGUAAAGAGCUCUACUUUCGAGCUAUUUUCACUGCCCACGGUUUAUGGAGCAAAGAUAAAUAACUUGAUUCUACACGGAGAGUGGUGGAGGCUAGUGACUCCCAUCUUUCUGCAUUCUGGUAUCGUUCAUAUAGCCCUUGGGAGCUGGGCCCUCUUCACUUUUGGCCUUGAAGUGUCCAGAAAAUAUGGCUCAUUCACCUUUCUACUGCUAUAUGUUCUUGGAGGAAUUUCUGGAAACCUAAUCAGCUAUCUUCACACACCUGAGCCAUCCGUUGGUGGGACGGAACCGAUUUUUGCCAUUAUUGGAGCUUGGCUUAUUUACCAAGUUCAAGGCAAAGAUGAGAUUUCAGGGGAUGCGUACGAAAGAAUGUUUCGGGUUGCAAUUAUCACGACAGCUUGUAUAUGUGUCCUUAGCAAUUUCAGCCCUAUUGAUGACUGGGCACACUUUGGCACAGCUUUUGUGGGUAUAGCCUAUGGCUUCGUCACGUGCCCAGUCGUGCAAGUGAAGGAUGCAUCUACAGAAGCAGGUCGACAGGAAAGAAUCACAUUUGUUAGACGGUAUUCAGAUCCUUGCAAAUCCCUCUUGUAUUUCUCCCUCUUCCUCUUGCUCUUAGGGUGUUUAUCUCUUGUCUUCGAACCUCCACUUGAUCUGAUUUAAAGAGGAUAGUUUGGCAUCAAUGUUUCCAACAUAGAAUUCAUAUGUAGUUAGUAUUCAUAAAGAUAAGUUGCCUUCCUUCAGUUUCACAAGUUUGGUAUCGAAUAAUACUGUUAUCAUCAGUUAAAUAGAAUUUCAAUCUGCUCUCUCUCA
Molecule: messenger RNA, 1744 nt
Organism: Salvia miltiorrhiza (redroot sage)
Lineage: Eukaryota; Viridiplantae; Streptophyta; Magnoliopsida; Lamiales; Lamiaceae
Product: RHOMBOID-like protein 9, chloroplastic
Exons: 8
Coding region: 338-1594 (418 amino acids)
Cellular component (GO): membrane
Molecular function (GO): serine-type endopeptidase activity
Source: RefSeq, a predicted model, not a curated record